AUGUUCAUGAAAUCCUGGAUUACCCAUUCUUUUCAUUCAAAGUCGGUGUUUGUAAACAUUAUUAUGUUGCUCAUACAUGUUUGGUUAAAGUCCUCGGUUAUAGCUAUGGAAAUCUACUCAAAAUCAAUGUUUAGUUCAGUCAGGCAACGUAAUAGUCUGACGUGCAGUAAUUCGACAACAAAUCAGUAUAUAGCUCUCCAGACAUAG
Molecule: messenger RNA, 207 nt
Organism: Schistosoma turkestanicum
Lineage: Eukaryota; Metazoa; Platyhelminthes; Trematoda; Strigeidida; Schistosomatidae
Source: the annotation of a GenBank genome assembly